AUGGCAUAUACUAUGUCUGGUGACCCAGUUGACUCUGAUUCAGAUAUUGAUGAGCCAGUGGCGCUACCCCUGGAAAAGUCCCAGCAACGCCGAUUGCAGAAUGCUGUCUUCACAGAGCUACUCGAGCAACACGUCAUCGACGAGUCAAAUAACGGACCUGAAGAAGACACCUGCACCCCGAAGGCUGAGGUUUCUGUUGCUCGUUUAAUUGCAGACCAGGGCGUGGAAACAGGAGCACUGGAUCCUCGUGAAUACCAAAUCCAGCUCUUUGAGAAGGCCAAAAUUCAAAACACAAUCGCUGUUCUAGAUACAGGCUCUGGGAAGACACUGGUUGCGGUGCUUUUGCUCAAGUACAUACUUGAGCGUGAACUGCUGGCUCGUGCAGAAGGCGCAAAGCCACGAAUUUCUUUCUUCCUUGUGGAUAGCGUGACCCUGGUCUUUCAACAAUCCACUGUAUUACGCAACAACAUCAACCAGAAGGUGGCUCAAUUCUAUGGUGCACUGGGGUCCGAUCUGUGGGAUAAAGAGAUUUGGAAGAAGCAUCUUGAGAACUACAUGGUCAUCGUCUGCACUGCCGACAUCUUGAAUCAGGCUCUACUAAAUGGGCACGUCAAGAUCGAUCAGAUCAAUCUUUUGAUAUUUGACGAGGCACACCAUGCGAAAAAGGAGCACCCAUAUGCCCGAAUCAUUAGAGAGACCUACCUGACCACAGAUCCGACCAAGCGGCCGAGAGUUUUCGGUAUGACAGCUUCUCCAGUUGAUGCCAAGUGUGACAUAGCAGAAGCAGCAAUACAGCUGGAAAACCUUAUGGACUGUCAUAUUGCAACAACAUCGAAUAUCUCUCUCUUGCGCCAGUUCGUAAGCAAACCAACAGAAGAAGAAUGGGUGUACGAAAAGCCCCCUGCACCAUUUGAGACCGAGCUGCAUGGGAUCUUGAAAGCCAGAUAUGGGGAUCUACAGCACCUCAGCGGCAUAUUUCAAUUCUCAUUGAAUGCAAGCUCCGAGCUAGGCCCUUGGUGCGCAGACCAGGUCUGGGUGCUCGCGCUUGCGGAUGAAGUUGUCCCCAAACUUCAAGCUGUCAUUCUUAAAGAUGCACAGUCCGAUCCUCAGAUUCUCGAAAGGGUUGAAAAUGAAAUCGAACGAGCCCGUGAAGCGAGUGAAUUUGCCAGGAAAUAUGUCCUCGAGAACUCUUCUAGGCCCAAUGGUUUGAGCUCCAAGGUUGAGCUUUUACUGAGAAAGCUAGGCGAUCAAUUCAUCAGGCAUCCUGAUACCAAGUGCAUUGUAUUUACAAAGCGCAGGAAUACCGCUAAGGUUCUGUUACAGCUGUGCAAAAACAAGGAAAUCUUGAACCUGCGGCCUGAUCUGUUGGUCGGUGUACGCAGGGGCGAUACCAUGGGAAUGAAUGUGACAUUUCGGCAGCAGUUUCUUGCAUUGCUGAAGUUCCGAAAAGGGGAAGUCAACUGUCUAUUCGCAACUUCGGUGGCCGAAGAAGGCCUAGACAUACCAGAUUGCAAUCUCGUUGUGCGGUUCAAUAUUUAUGAGACCGUCAUUCAAUAUGUUCAAAGUCGAGGUCGUGCUAGGCAUUCCGACUCUGUGUAUGCAACAAUGGUUGAAAGACGAAAUCGGCAACACCAAAUGAAAAUACAGGAAGUCAAGAAAGCAGAGGUAUGCAAAGGGUAUCCGAGUCCUUUGGAGUGGUCAAUCGAACUGACUUGGCUCUUCGAGCUUCUCAUGAGGAACUUCUGCAAGAUGCUGCCAGCAGACAGAAGGCUUUACGGAACCGAACAUGACUUGGAGGACAUCAUGCACGGGGAACGUCGGAAGAGAUCAUAUACUGUUGCCGCAACCGGGGCUAAAUUGACCUAUCGACACGCAAUCGAUGUGCUUGGGCGGUUUGCAAGCUCACUGCAAUAUGAGAAUGAGAAUGCAGCCCGGGCUACCUACAUCGUCAUCGCCCAGAAUGAUUCGUUCAGCUGUGAGAUCAUCUUACCAGAGAAGUCGCCCAUUCGAGGAAUCAUCGGAUGCCCCGAGGUAAAGAAGUCAGUUGCAAAGCAGUCCGCUGCUUUUGACGCCUGCCUACUACUGCGAAAAAACAACCUACUGGAUGAUCACUUCAAUUCCAUAUACCACAAACGCCUACCCGCAAUGCGCAAUGCCAAGCUUGCCAUCACAUCCAAGAAGACGGAUCAGUACAAAAUGCGAAAUAAGCCUACGAUUUGGCUCAGAGGACAAGGAAUUACACCAACACGCCUCUAUGCGACGGUGAUAUGUUUGGUUCCUACGGAGCCUCUCAAUCCGGAGCCUGCAAACAUGAUUAUUUUCACCAGAGACAGACUUCCAGAGUUCCCAACUUUCCCGGUUUACUUGGAUAACGACAUCAAAACUACAGUGCAUUGCUCGUCCUUGGAUGGGUAUUUGGAGGUCACUCCUUUCACAUUGGGACUAUUCACUGAUUUCACGCUCACUGUGUUUCACGAUAUCUUCAAGAAAACAUAUUCUCCUGUCGCAGAAGCCUUCCCUUACUGGCUUGCUCCCCUACAUGAAAUCUCAACAAAGCCAGUGUCUGAAAGAUCAACCAGUAUCUUUGACAUGAUUGACUGGGAAACUCUGCAUUACGUUCAAGACAACCCUGAAAUCAGAUGGUCUGCAGACAUGGAGCCCGAGUCACUGCUCAAUCAAUUCAUGUACGAUGACUGGAAUGGAAAGUAUCGUUACUUCACGACUGCCAUAGACCACCAUCUGCGCCCUUCCGACCCGCCCCCUUAUUAUGCACCAUUGCGGAAGUGGAAUACGAAUAUAUUGAGCUGGUCAUUGAGCCUGAGCAAGAAUUCCCGUUCGAAAUUUUUCAAUCGCUGCGACUGGAGUCAGCCAGUCUUGCAGGCGGAGUUGAUCUCUUCUCGCCGAAACUUCCUUGACAAAGCAUCGGACGAGGAGAAAUUGGCAAACUUCAGGUGUGUUCUCUGUCCCCAAGCUGUGAAUAUCUCACCGCUCUCUGUUCCAAUAGUCACGGCAUGUCUAGCCUUCCCAUCAAUUAUAUCCCGCUUGGAGUCCUACUUGAUCGCUCAAGAGGGAUGUGAGAUACUGGGCCUUGAUGUCAAUCUUGAAUAUGCCCUUGAGGCGUUCACCAAAGAUUCUGACAAUACCGAGGAGCAUCGGGGUCUACAAGUUCACGUUCAGCGUGGAAUGGGAAAGAACUAUGAGCGGCUUGAACUUCUGGGUGACUCUGUUCUCAAGCUUGCAACAACAAUAUCACUGUUUGUCCAGAACCCGGAAGAUGAUGAAUACGACUAUCAUGUCAACAGAAUGUGUUUGAUCUGCAACAAGAACUUGUUUAUCAAUGCCAAAAAACGGAGACUAUACGAAUACGUGCGAAGUCGUGGAUUCUCUCGGUAUGUCUGGCACAUGUGGUACCCCCCGGGCCUUUCCCUCGAAGUCGGUCGAGACCAUGCCAAGUUUGUUAUCAACGAGAGUCAACAUGCUCUGGCCGAGAAAACCAUUGCAGAUGUUUGUGAGGCCUUGAUAGGGGCUUCAUUGCUGUCUGGAAGUGAUGAAAAUCGCUUUGACAGGUCAAUCAAAGCUGUGACAGUGUUAGUGAAUAGCCCAACCCAUACAGCCACUUCGUGGAAAGAUUACAUCUCUAUGUACUCUCUUCCUUCAUAUCAGACUCACACGGCCGAUGCAUUCGAAGAAAAUCUGAGUGAGCAGGUUGCUGAGUUGGGGCACAAAUUCAAGUAUCCCCGUCUUCUUCGGUCAGCAUUUACUCACCCAUCAUAUCCACUGGCAUGGUCGAAGGUGCCUUGCUAUCAACGCCUCGAGUUCUUGGGAGAUGCGCUCCUGGAUAUGGUCUGUGUUGAAUAUCUUUUUCACCGUUUCCCUGAUCGAGAUCCCCAAUGGCUCACAGAGCAUAAAAUGGCUAUGGUGUCCAACAAGUUCCUUGGUGCGUUAGCAGUGAAGCUGGGUUUUCACAAACAUCUCCAACAUUUCAGCAAUGCUCUGAUGGCCCAAAUCACAAACUAUGCAGAAGAGACGUUACUGGCAGAACAAGAGCUCAACGGAGAGGUAGAUUACUGGUUAUCGACUACAGACUCUCCCAAAUGUCUUCCUGAUAUGCUAGAAGCCUAUCUUGGAGCCAUCUUCGUGGAUUCUGGCUUUGACUUCGCUGUGAUUGAAGCCUUCUUCGAAUCACACAUGAUGGCUUGCUUCCAGGAUAUGUCUAUCUAUGACACCUUUGCGAACAGACACCCCACGACAUUCCUUCACAGUCAAUUGACCUCGGAAUUCCUGUGCAGCGACUACUGCCUGAAAUCGGGUACAAUAACGGCCGUCGAUGGAGAGACCCCUAAAGUACUUUCCGCAGUCAUUGUUCACGGCACGACGGUUGCAAAGGCAGUCGCAUCCUCGGGUCGAUAUGCUAAAGUCAAAGCGAGUUCCCAAGCGUUGACUGUCCUCGAGGGAAUGAGUCGCGCAGAAUUUCGCAAGAAAUACAAGUGUGACUGUCGAGGGGAUCGGAUACAAGACAUGGAGUUCGGAACAGCAAUUUGA
Messenger RNA from Penicillium salamii, 4542 nucleotides. The record is from the annotation of a GenBank genome assembly. Lineage: Eukaryota; Fungi; Ascomycota; Eurotiomycetes; Eurotiales; Aspergillaceae.